Lichtheimia ornata is the source of this 1361-nucleotide messenger RNA. RefSeq lists its product as uncharacterized. The transcript has 9 exons. NCBI's taxonomy places the organism in Eukaryota, Fungi, Mucoromycota, Mucoromycetes, Mucorales, Lichtheimiaceae. Gene Ontology annotation, biological process: carbohydrate transport; transmembrane transport. Gene Ontology annotation, molecular function: carbohydrate:proton symporter activity. The record is from RefSeq and is a predicted model, not a curated record. Gene Ontology annotation, cellular component: membrane. The annotation marks the transcript as partial.
AUGGGACUAUAUCGAACGGUCAUAAACAAGCUAUCAGAUCUCCCAGAAUACAAGAUCCACAAUGGACGAAAACUACAUGGACGGCUCCUAAAUUUGGGCAUUGGCUUCAUUGCCGGCACCGGCUUCAUGUUUGGUUAUGACCAAGGAGUCAUGAGCUCUUUAUUGACGCUUCCUAGUUUCCAACGACAAUUCCCAACUGCCACACCUUUCUCAACAGCAAACGAAGUAUGCUAUGAAGAAGGACAAUGCACCGGUACGCCUGAGCUUCAAUCAAACAUGGUCAGCAUUUAUCAGAUUGGUUGCUUUUUGGGUGCUGUGUUGGUCUUAUUUUACGGUGACUCUUGGGGUAGACGCAGUUCGACAUUUUGGGGCACGUGGAUCGUCAUUGGUGGCACUAUUAUCCAAGCAGCAGCACACGAUUAUGGAACUCUUUGCUUUGGUCGUAUCUUUGGUGGCAUCGGCAAUGGCAUGGUGACAAGUACUAUUCCCACAUGGCAAAGUGAAUGUGCCAAACCCGAAGACCGUGGUUUCCUUAUCAUGAAUGAAGGCAUGCUUAUUGGCUUUGGUAUCAUGGUGUCCUAUUGGGUCGACUAUGGAUUCUAUUUCUUGGAAGGCAGCAUCCAGUGGCGUUUCCCUAUUGCAUUUCAAUCCUUCUUUUCUCUUAUUGUCAUUGCUGGUCUCUUUAUCCUUCCCGAUUCACCCCGUUGGUUGCUCAAAAAAGGCCGUGUGGAAGAAGCUCGUGAAGUGAUAGCCCGUUUGAACGAUGCCGAUGUCAAUAGUGAGCAAGUUGCUGAAGACAUGGCUAUCUUAGAACACACUCUUGCUCUUGAAGGUCAAAAGUUCUCCUAUCGUGAAUUCUGGAAGCAUGGCAGUGUACAACAUUUCCGUCGUUGUUUGCUUGGUGUCAUUGCUCAAGCUAUGCAACAAUACUGCGGUAUCAAUCUUAUCACAUACUAUGCAACUAUGCUCUUUGAGGAAUCGCUCGGCUUUGAUGCUGGCAUGUCACGUCUCUUGGCUGCUGUAAACGGUACCGAGUAUUGGUUAUCUGCUGUCGUUGCCAUGUUUUGUGUCGAACGAUUUGGUCGUCGUAAACUUAUGUUUGUGGGACUUGUUGGCAUGAUGUGCUCUAUGGCUAUGUUGGCAGGAUGUAUUUCAGCUGGUUGGCGAGAUGAAAUUGGCAACAUUGUACUCCCUGAAGCCGAAGGAUACGUUGCUACCUUGACGCUUUUCACUUUCAACACCUUCUUUGCCAUUGGUUUCCUUGGUAUGACUUGGUUGUAUCCUGCUGAAAUCAAUCCUUUGCGUACUCGUGUACAAGCCAACGCAUUGUCCACUUGCUCCAACUGGUUGUCCAACUACGU